This is a messenger RNA of Brugia pahangi, 357 nucleotides long. The record is from the annotation of a GenBank genome assembly. Lineage: Eukaryota; Metazoa; Nematoda; Chromadorea; Rhabditida; Onchocercidae.
AUGUGGAGACAUUUGGAUUCGCGAAUCUUGGUAGCACGUGUUAUAUGCUUUUCAAUUGCAAAAGACCUUUUCAAAGUUUGUAAAAUGGUCGAAGAGCUUGGCUUGGAUUUCGAUGACGAAAUGCCGUUAUGCUUAGCAGUUGCCAGUCUUGCAAGCCAGCGUCACUGUACAUCAAACAGUUUGAAGAUGGCUCUUCUAGAAAUGAUCAAAGAUAUGUCAAAUUUAGAUUUCUGGAAUGAUGAGCAACAGGAUGCACAAGAAUUCCUUACAAACAUUUUGAAUAUGAUGCAAGAAGGAUGUGAGAAAAUAUUGCGUGAACAACACAAUAUUGAUUAUCAGCAGGAAAGAAAUAAAUGA